AUGCAGCCUAGGGUGACCACAGUUCAUACUAAAGAUGGUAGGAUAGUUCUCGAUGUGGAGCUACUUAUUGCAGGUUAUCAACCUAUUCUCGUUUUUCACCACUUUUGUAGGCUCCAUCGACCCAUUCACCUGAGCAUCGACAUUGACGCCUUGGAUCCGGUCUACGCACCCAGCACUGGAACUUCCGUUCCUGGCGGUCUCAGCCUUCGAGAAAUUUUGACAAUUUGCGAGGCAGUAAAUGCGACUGGUAGGUUGGAGCCAGAGAGUUGA
Molecule: messenger RNA, 270 nt
Organism: Protopolystoma xenopodis
Lineage: Eukaryota; Metazoa; Platyhelminthes; Monogenea; Polystomatidea; Polystomatidae
Source: the annotation of a GenBank genome assembly